Messenger RNA from Cydia fagiglandana, 1800 nucleotides. RefSeq lists its product as uncharacterized. The record is from RefSeq and is a predicted model, not a curated record. Lineage: Eukaryota; Metazoa; Arthropoda; Insecta; Lepidoptera; Tortricidae. The transcript has a single exon. Bases 1 to 1800 code for a protein of 599 amino acids.
AUGCUUUGGAAUGUCGUGAACAAGGAAAGGGGUAAAAAUAACUGCCCACGAUUGGAUGUCACAGAGGUGAUUGUUGACACCGAUGGGUCGCAGUUCACAAGUAAGAGAGCCGCGGUCAAUGCGCUAAACACCAGGUUCCUCAGCGCCGCGUUGGCGUGCGCCGCGCCGCGCGCCGACGGCGCCCGCGCCCUACGCCAGCUGCGCGCCGCGCUGCCGGCUGCGGAUCGUUCCCUUAGGCUCCGACCAUUCGGCGUGGAGGAAGUGUAUCGUUUGAUAACCUCUCUCAUACCUCCUAAAGCCUCAUUGGACAUCUAUGGGAUAAAUAUGAAGCUUCUGAGGGCUGCUCCAGCCCCCUUAGCCUACGCCAUGACGGAACUAUUCAAUCGCUGUAUAAGGGAGGGCACCUACCCUAAAUCUCUUAAAAUCAGCAAAAUAGCUCCAAUCUUUAAAGGUAAGGGUAAAAGAGGGGAUAUGGAUGCGUACAGGCCUAUCGCUAUUAUCCCCGCGAUGGCAAAGGUCUUUGAAAACGGUCUCAGCAGCCGCUUGACAAGUUUUCUUGAGUCGACUAGCGCCGUAUCCGAUAGACAACACGCCUACCGUGCGGGCCGCUCUACAACCACACUGUCUCGUGAGGUGGUCCGAUGCGUGGUCGACGCAAGGGAGAGGAAGCAGCAGGUUGCUCUAUUGUGCUGCGACCUGUCCAAGGCCUUUGACGUCGCAGACCAUGCAGUCCUUACCAGCAAGCUAAAGCACUAUGGCAUCGACGGCCCGACACUUUCCUUGUUCGAGAGCCUUCUGCAGCAAAGAUCUCAAAUUGUGAUCGGAGACGGUGGAAAGGCUAAGUCGGACCCACUAGAAACUACCAUGGGCGUAGCCCAGGGCUCAUCGGUUUCAAACAUAUUAUUCUCGUUGUUACUGAACGAUCUGCCGCAUGCAAUACAGGCUGCUGAAAUCCUUAUGUACGCAGAUGAUGUUGCUGCAAUCGUCACAGCGCAAUCGGUGGACGCCAUAGAAGAGAAAUUAAAUGAAACCGCGGCCCAGCUUGCACAGUGGUUUAAUGUCAAUGGUCUAGCGCUAAACCUCAAGAAGACCCACUACCUGGUCUUCAAUCUAUCGGGUCGCAGCACGAGGCCACUUGCUGUGUCUGCAAAUGGAACCGCUUUAGACCAAUUAAGUAGCACCGGUUUCCUAGGGUUCGAAAUUGACACCUGUCUGAAGUGGGACCAUCAUAUUGACAGACUCAGCGGAAGAAUCGGCAGUGCGUGCUUUGCAUUAGGACGAGUAACUAGGUUGGUGUCGGACGAGGUCGCGCGCUCGUGCUAUUUUGCCACGGUGCACUCGCUGCUCCAGUAUGGUGCGGAGCUAUGGGGACGCUGUGCCGAGUGGGAAAGGGUAUUCCGUCUCCAGAAGCGCGCGGUCAGGAUAAUCGCCCGUAUCCCGCACAACACUCCUGCACGACCCUAUUUUAAAAAGCUGGGGGUGCUGACUUUACCAGCAAUAGUCAUCUUGCAGGUGGCUAUGUAUGUGAGGUCAAAUCUUUCGGCCUACAAAACGCAUAGCAUGGUACACAAGUACAACACACGUAACGCCCACAAGCUCGUUGGCGUGGGCUGUAAAAUGGCCAAGUCGGCCAAGCUCACCCACAUCAUGGGGCCCGCCGUCUACAACAACCUGCCCUAUAGCAUCACCAGCGCCCAGAGCUUGAGCAGUUUUAAAUGUCGCCUCAAACGCUGGCUUGUUGAGCACCCGUUCUACGACUAUGACGAGUACCUAAAUUUUCAUAAAAGAGAUGUCAAGUAA